Messenger RNA from Aspergillus clavatus NRRL 1, 954 nucleotides. RefSeq names its product transporter YIP1. Gene Ontology annotation, cellular component: membrane; trans-Golgi network. The coding region runs from base 1 to 954 and encodes 317 amino acids. Gene Ontology annotation, biological process: vesicle fusion with Golgi apparatus; endoplasmic reticulum to Golgi vesicle-mediated transport. The record is from RefSeq and is a predicted model, not a curated record. Lineage: Eukaryota; Fungi; Ascomycota; Eurotiomycetes; Eurotiales; Aspergillaceae. The transcript is spliced from 2 exons.
AUGGCCCAGUACUAUCCGCAGCAACAGCCCUACGGGUCGCAGGCCUCGCCACAGAAUCUUCAGUUCUACCCUUCAUCAUACUCCUCGGUAUCCGGCCAUACGACGCCCUCACAGGCCUCUUAUGGCGGUUUUGGGGGGGCUGCUGGCUCGGCCGCCCAGACAUAUCCCGUUGGAGGGGUUGGCGGUGGAUAUGGGGGUUUCGGGUCCCCUGCCGCUGGAGUUAGUGGCAGGAUGGGUGAACAGGGUGGGUUGAGGACAGGAUGGCUUGCUGCGUUUGGCACGGAGGGUUACGACGGGGAGCCGCCGCUUCUGGAGGAGCUGGGCGUGAAUUUCGAGCACAUUCGAACCAAGACAUUGACUGUGCUCAAUCCCUUUGCGCGGAUCGACCAGCACCUGAUGGACGAUAGCGAUCUGUACGGCGCCCUCCUCUACAUAGUCCUGUACGGGACAUUCCUCCUCCUCUCGGGCAAGGUUUUCUACGGCUAUAUCUACGGCGUCGCCGUCUUCGGCACCGUCGCUUUGCAUCUGAUCUUGAGUCUCAUGUCGCCCGCCCUCGACACCGGCUCCGGACCCAACACCGCGGACCCAAGCAACUACGACCCUCACCACAAGCCCACCAUGUCUGAUGCCUCGUCUGUCGGCCACUUCUCCGCGACUCUGACCUUCCCCCGGUCUGCCAGCGUCCUUGGAUACUGCUUCCUGCCCCUGGUCCUGACCAGUCUGGUCGGCAUCAUGAUCCCCAUGGAUACGCUGUUCGGAUACCUGUUGACGACGGCCGCGGUCGGGUGGUGCACGUACAGCUCCUCGGGGAUGUUCUGCGCCGUGGCGCGAAUGCGCGGCAUGAGAGGCCUGGUGGCGUAUCCGCUUGCUCUGUUCUACGUUGUCUUCGGUAUCAUGGGGAUCUUCUCAUCUCGUGGUAGUGGGACUCUCGCUGUGAAGACGGGCGCCGCCUAA